Molecule: messenger RNA, 1116 nt
Organism: Pistacia vera
Lineage: Eukaryota; Viridiplantae; Streptophyta; Magnoliopsida; Sapindales; Anacardiaceae
Product: CASP-like protein 4D1
Exons: 3
Coding region: 29-517 (162 amino acids)
Source: RefSeq, a predicted model, not a curated record
ACCAGCCGCGCCACCACCACCACCCAGCAUGGCUACACGACUGGCCGCUCUGUUUCUGAGAAUCCUUACAUUUGCUUCUCUUUUCGUUUCCAUGAUCAUACUUGUCACCAAUUCUGGAUACAUAGACCUUCCUGUCUAUGAUUUAACUUUUAAAAUUCGCUUCCAGGAUAUUUACGCCUACCGGUAUAUGCUUGCUACAACUGUCAUUAGCAUUGCCUACACAAUCCUGCAAGUUGCUUUCUCAUUGUACUAUGUUAGCACUGGAAAUCGUGUAAUCAGUGGAGAUGGGAGCUUCAAAUUUGAUUUUUAUGGCGACAAGGUUAUUUCGUAUGUGUUAGCCACAGGUGGGGCUGCAGCAUUUGGGGUGACCAAAGAUAUGAAGGUUGUCUUUGCAGGAUCAGGUAACAAGUUAUUUGAUAGGGGUUAUGGCUGUGCUAGUCUCGUCCUCUUUUGGUUUGCCUGUACCGCUGCGUUAUCAAUUUACUCAUCCUAUGCUCUCCCUAAGCGAUUUCAAUAGUCGCUUAAUUUACAUAAAUUCUGCAGUUAUUGUUUGAAGUGGGUUUUAAUUAUGGUUUUAUGACACUCUUGACUCUGUAUCUUCUGUUCUUUGAUUCUGUUUGAAGUUCAUGCCAUUCUCUAUUAAUCUCUGAUCUGAAAUGUAAGUGUAUUAACUGAGCCUUAGCCCAUAGUAAAUAGUUCAAAGCCCAAUGGAAAAGGAUGUCAAGAAGUGGACCCAAUAGAAAAUAGAGCAAAGCGGAGUCCAAUCCAAACUAAACUUUGGGUCUUCAAGUUAUAAGUAAUACCUCCUGGACUCAAUUCUAUAACAUUGUCCAGGCCACAAAUAGCGGAUUAGUUGUGGAUGGUAGUAAAAAAAUUUAGUGAACCACUUGGACCAAACGAGUUGCCCCAAGCCAAUAUGGGCCGAAAAAAUAAAGAGUGUAGAGAAUUAGGCCCGAGUUCAGGCAAUGAAUGUGUUAAGAACUUAAGAUCAAGCACAGAGAAUUUUAGCUCCCAUUUUUUAUUUUUUUUGUCGUGAGUCUCCAUCUUCACAUAAUUGUAAUAAAUAAAAAUAAUUAUUUUUUCCUACGCUUAAUCCAUAGCUUUAUAAUUGAAGUU